GCCCCAAUGGCCCCUCGACCAUGACGCUCAACACCAGCAACGACAUCGAGAUGAACCAACUCAGCGGAGCUCUCAGCCCGGCAGAAACAAGCAGCUUCUCAACCCGCGGUGGGUUCAACCCCUCCGAGGCUGACACACGGUUCAGCUCCAGCCGCACCGGGCCCCCCUAAUAACAGCCGGCAUCGCGCCAACAACAGCAGCAGCGGCAUACAAGCCCGCUUCCACGACUUGAUCGACACCUUUCGGCGCCAGGACGGCACCGGCACCGGCACCAGCGCCUCGCGCUUCCCAUAUUACCACGUCACCCACACCUACGCCGACCCGGCCUCCAACCAUGACGACAGGUUCGCAGGCAGCAGCAACGUGCUCCCGGGGCGGGGUAAACACGCAUGCACAACCACCACCGCGGCGGGGAGCGGUACCCUGUGACUACGACGAGCGCUCCGCGCCGGCCAACCGCAAGACGGCGGCGGCGGCGAGCACGCUACUGGCGCGCGAGCUCAAGGGCCGGCACCUGCAGAUAAUUGCCAUCAGUGGGUCGGUCGGGACGGGGGCUGUUCGUGGCGUCGGGCAAGGCGCUGAGCUAGGGCGGGCCGCCGGCGUCGGUGCUGCUGGCGUAUCUGAGGGUCGGGGUCGUGCUGUGGUGUACGGUGCAGGCGCUCGGGGAGAUGGCGGUGGUGUUUCCGGUGGCGGGGUCGUUUUCGGCGUUUUUGACGAGGUUUGUGGAUCCCGGUCGGGGGUUUGCUAUGGGGUGGAAGUAGCUAUGCCCUGCAAUGGAUCGUUGUUCUCCGGUUGGAAUAUACCUAGGUGGCGUGGUUGGGACUUGGGACUGCCGAAUUCUGGUUGCCCUAUUCUGUGUACCUACAUGUACGAGGUACAUGUAGGUAACAACUGUGCUUUUCGGAGCAACCGUACUUGUCAAAUCUGUCAGAUGUUCUGAUAUUACCGUAACCCACUAAAACUCCGAACGGGAGUUGCCCUCCUCACAGCCCCGCUGGGGUCGUGUUGC
Molecule: messenger RNA, 1009 nt
Organism: Chaetomium fimeti
Lineage: Eukaryota; Fungi; Ascomycota; Sordariomycetes; Sordariales; Chaetomiaceae
Exons: 2
Coding region: 335-940 (201 amino acids)
Source: RefSeq, a predicted model, not a curated record